CUGAUGAAUCCGCAACAUCAGCAACAAGAGGAUGGGGAGUUUGAUGUCGUCCCGGCGAUCGCGUCACAGGCGCUGAAGACUCAUCCAAUAUCGAACCCAGGGCCAGGCGGGCUAGGGGGUGGUAGGAACGGUAACUUCAACCCAACAGCUGGUGGCGGUG
Messenger RNA from Amoebophrya sp. A25, 160 nucleotides. Lineage: Eukaryota; Dinophyceae; Syndiniales; Amoebophryaceae. The record is from the annotation of a GenBank genome assembly.